AAACCGCCAUUUUCUUCCUGCUUCUUCCACUACCUUCCUCAAUCCUCACUUCCAUUCCAUUUCUUAGCUCAGAACAGAAGAACCUCCCACACACUUCUCCUUCCAAUUCUCUCUCUCAAAUUUCUUGUGGGUUCUUCUGAAACCUUCUGCUUCUGAACCCGAUUCCCGUUCUCUGGCGCGGCCAGCAGCUAGCCAUGCCCAUCCACAUAUCCACUUCGGCGCCUUGUUCUCCAUCUCUUCUCCGCUCACGCCUCGCCGCUUCCUGCAGGUUCCCCGCCACUUCCAAGCCUCUCCGUUCUGCCGCUUCCUCCACCGAAUCGUUUGUUUCUCGUUCUUCGUCUCUCUCGUUCAGCAGCCAGCUACAAAAGGCUCGGUCACUGAGCUUCUCGUCAGGGUUGCGCUCAUUCCGGUGCUGUCCCUCUCAGCGGUGGAGCCAUGGAGUCGAUUGGAGAUCGCCUUUGAGCCUCCGAGCUCAGGCGCCGGCGACUUCCCCUGUCGUUGAUCGGCUUCAGAAGUCCGUUUCCACUAUGGCUUCUGAGAAUCCUUUUAAGGGUAUAUUGACUUCCCUUCCGAAGGCUGGGGGUGGAGAGUUCGGAAAAUUCUACAGCUUACCUGCUCUGAAUGAUCCGAGAAUUGACAGGCUUCCAUACUCUAUCAGAAUUCUUCUGGAAUCUGCAAUUCGGAACUGUGAUGAAUUCCAAGUUACUAAAGAGGAUGUUGAGAAGAUUAUUGAUUGGGAGAAUACAUCGCCUAAGAAUGUCGAAAUCCCGUUUAAACCUGCUCGAGUGCUGCUACAGGAUUUCACUGGAGUGCCAGCUGUGGUUGACCUGGCAUGCAUGAGGGAUGCUAUGAAACAUCUUGGCAGUGAUCCUAAAAAGAUCAAUCCAUUGGUUCCGGUGGACCUUGUAGUUGAUCAUUCUGUUCAGGUUGAUGUUGCGCGGACUGAGAAUGCUGUGCAAACAAACAUGGAACAUGAGUUUAGGAGAAAUAGGGAGAGAUUUGCUUUCCUCAAAUGGGGCGCAUCUGCUUUUCAGAACAUGCUUGUUGUUCCUCCUGGUUCUGGAAUUGUUCACCAGGUUAAUUUGGAAUACCUUGGACGUGUAGUCUUUAACACUGAAGGACUUCUGUACCCUGAUAGUGUUGUUGGGACAGACUCACAUACGACUAUGAUUGAUGGUUUAGGAGUUGCUGGCUGGGGAGUUGGAGGAAUCGAAGCAGAAGCAACAAUGCUUGGGCAGCCCAUGAGUAUGGUGCUCCCUGGUGUUGUUGGUUUCAAAUUGUCUGGUGAAUUACGUGAUGGAGUCACAGCAACUGACUUGGUUUUGACGGUGACUCAAAUGCUGAGGAAGCAUGGUGUUGUUGGGAAGUUUGUGGAGUUCUAUGGUGAUGGCAUGAGUAGACUAUCAUUGGCUGAUAGGGCUACAAUUGCAAAUAUGUCUCCUGAGUAUGGAGCAACAAUGGGUUUCUUCCCUGUUGAUCAUGUCACACUAGAAUAUCUGAAACUGACUGGAAGAAGUGAUGACACGGUGGCUAUGAUAGAACAAUACCUGCGCGCCAACAAUAUGUUUGUUGACUACAAUGAGCCUGCACAAGAGAGGUCGUACUCAUCAUACCUGCAAUUGGACCUUGCAGAAGUUGAGCCUUGUGUUUCAGGACCAAAGAGACCUCAUGACCGUGUACCUUUGAAAGAUAUGAAGGUUGACUGGCGGGCAUGUCUUGGCAACCCUGUUGGGUUCAAGGGAUUUGGUAUACCUGAUGAAGAACAUUAUAAAGUGGCGAAGUUCUCAUUUCAUGGACAACCUGCUGAACUUGCACAUGGAAGUAUUGUCAUUGCAGCUAUCACAAGUUGUACAAACACAUCAAACCCUAGUGUUAUGCUUGGAGCUGGUCUUGUCGCGAAGAAAGCUUGUGAACUUGGGUUACAGGUUAAGCCAUGGAUUAAAACUAGUCUUGCUCCAGGGUCUGGAGUAGUCACAAAAUAUUUGCAGAGAAGUGGAUUGCAGAAAUACUUGGAUGAGCAAGGCUUUCAGCAUGUUGGCUAUGGUUGCACCACUUGUAUUGGAAAUUCUGGAGAGCUUGAUGAUUCAGUAGCUUCUGCCAUUUCAAACAAUGACAUCAUAGCUGCAGCUGUGCUCUCUGGGAAUCGUAAUUUUGAAGGGCGGAUUCAUCCAUUGACAAGAGCUAAUUAUCUAGCUUCUCCUCCACUAGUUGUUGCCUAUGCCCUCGCAGGCACGGUUGACAUCGACUUUGAGAAGGAGCCGAUCGGAACAGGGAAGGGUGGCAAAGAUGUGUUCUUCAGGGACAUCUGGCCUAGUAAUGAAGAAAUUGCAGAGGUUGUGCAAUCCAGUGUGCUACCAGAUAUGUUCAGGAGCACUUAUGAAGCCAUCACAAACGGCAACCCCAUGUGGAAUCAGCUCAGCAUCCCUGCUUCAAUUCUUUACUCUUGGGAUCCAAAGUCUACAUACAUUCACGAGCCACCAUACUUCAAGGAUAUGACCAUGGAACCACCUGGUCCUCAUGGAGUGAAGAAUGCUUAUUGCUUGCUCAAGUUUGGUGACAGUGUAACUACCGAUCACAUCUCUCCUGCAGGCAGUAUCCACAAAGAAAGCCCUGCUGCUCGGUUCCUUAGAGAGCGUGGUGUAGAUCCAAAGGACUUCAAUUCUUAUGGCAGCCGUCGUGGCAAUGAUGAAGUAAUGGCAAGGGGAACCUUCGCGAAUAUUCGCCUUGUGAACAGGCUCGUGAAUGAAGUAGGGCCGAUGACAGUUCACAUUCCAACUGGAGAGAAGCUUCAUGUGUUCGAUGUAGCGAUGAGGUAUAUGGAAGCUGGGGAGGAGACCGUAGUGAUAGCUGGCGCAGAAUAUGGAAGUGGUAGCUCUCGGGAUUGGGCUGCUAAGGGUCCAAAGCUGCUGGGAGUGAAAGCAGUAAUUGCCAAGAGUUUUGAAAGAAUUCACAGGAGCAAUCUGGUUGGCAUGGGGAUAAUCCCCCUGUGUUUCAAGCCUGGUGAGGAUGCAGACACGUUAGGACUGACUGGUCGUGAACGCUACACCAUUGACCUUCCAAAUAAGAUCAGUGAACUGAAGCCUGGGCAGGAUGUUACCGUUACAACAGAUAGCGGCAAAUCUUUCACUUGCACAGCUCGCUUUGACACAGAGGUAGAAUUGGCCUACUUUGAUCAUGGAGGGAUCCUGCCUUAUGUCCUAAGAAACUUGGUCGACAGUAAACAAUAAUAUGAACAUAGCAACUUCCAGCGGUUAUUCCACUUUACAUACACCUAAACAGAACUACUGGUACCACACGCCAAGAUGGGAAAGAGUGCUUUUCCAGAGACAAUCGAGUGCUUUUCGUUUUAAGUGCGUGCUCAUCGUUGUGCAUAUUCAAUAGUUUCAGUCGGCCUGUUUUCUGAAUCCCAUUCCUGGAGUUCCAGCAAGGACACAGACAAACUGUAAUAUGUAACAAUGUAUGAACUUAAGCAUUUUGAGUGGAAAUGGUUCAGUCGCAAAGUUAUUUCACUGUUUAGAUCUCUCAAAUCUGAAAAGAGCUGUGAUAUCUGAGUCUAAUACAUUUGUGAGCUUGUUCAAAUAAUGAGUGCUGCAAAUCUUCUCAACUCACAGGCUGACUGCCAAAAGGCCCGAAACAUAACCUUUCUUGGUCAAAGUCUGGUAUACUACAGAAAUAUGUACGUAUGUUACACCUUCCAAACCAAAAAUACAACAGUGCGAGGCUGGCCGAAGUUUGUGUAGAAGGUUGUUUGCUUUUUGGUUUAACCAUGGAAUGAUUUGGUAGCUCUGGAGGCCAGAGCUAUAGCCUUGGCAUUCGUGCUACUCAUCAACAUCUCCCUCUCAGCACGACGCUGACGUUGCCUGGCGUUCUUUGCUCGCUUAGGGGCCAACCUCGUGUCUCUAUCAAGAAAUGCAAGCCUGAAUCUUUCCGCCAUCGACAGCUCUAUCCCGGGAGUGCCUGAAAUGCAUGGCGAAAUAGACCUUGGCGCGAAUCCACCUACAGCCCAUGUGGUGGGACUAAUAUCCUUCACAAUUGAAUCGUCCAACGCAGUAUCUGAGUGUGCUUCAAUGGGGACAUCAAAUCCGCGGAAACCUAAAGGCGAGGGCUUGGGAUUGACUAUGAUACGUGGGCAUUCGGUGGCUAGCGUUUCUUGUGAGUCGUUAUCAAUCAUUGGCCAAAGAAGCCACCGAAGGGAUUCAGCACCAUGAGCAAUUUCUGCAGCAUCCAGUUCCUCCCAGGAAUCUCCCUCCAGGUCAAUUAGCUCUGGCUUCAGUAUACCCAAACUACGACGUGCAGUGUAAUUGCUCCUUGGGCAUCCUCUGCAACAUUAACUUUGGUUCAAUCCUGUUAUAGUUUGUAUUAACCUAGUCAAAAACCUCAACCCCUAACUAGCUUAAGUGUGUAACAAUGCAGGAAGAAAAUAUAUGACAAUCAACCACACGGAAAGCCCAUUUGAACAGCAAACCAAUAGGGUAUUAUCUAGGGCUGGAUUCUCAGUGUACAAUGAACUUUAAAGGAGCAUGAACAGUCAAUGUCACUUAUUCAUCGGGUUUAAGGAAGAGAAGAAAACAUACCCCCAUCUCAAUGUGUUCAACAACUUGCAGUGUUGUACUAGUUCAGAGACACCAGCAGGGGUAAUCUGAAAACACCGGCUUAUAUCUACAGCCCUGAUUCGACUGCAUAUUUUGGAAACUUCAGCCAAACAGGUAUCAGUAACAUCUGACCCGGAAAUGUCAAGAAUUUCCCAGGAACUGUCGACUAAAGAAAGGAUCAGAUCAUCAUUCAACAAUUUCCGCCUCCGGGCAAUCGCUACAAUCGCAAGCUUAAUGUGAGCGGGAAAUCCCACAGAAAUCUCCCUCAAUUCUCCAAUUACAUCCUCCAGGUGCCUGCCUAGAACUCCAACGCACAAGCUCACCAAGCUUGGAGGCCUUCCCUUCUCCCUACGAAAUCCUGUGAAGGAUUGAAGGGUUGAAAUGGAACGAGAGGAAUUGGGAUUGGAAGCGGUCGAGCUCAAAUCAAGCUUCUUCAACGACGCUGAUACGGUUUCCUCCGUAGGUUUACGUUUUUCCAUCAAAGCUUCCCUCAGAGCGAAGAAGAAGAAGAAGAAGAAGGCGGAAACUGGUAGGGAAGCUCCGGUGGAGAAUUUGGAAUGCCGGC
Molecule: messenger RNA, 5157 nt
Organism: Linum tenue
Lineage: Eukaryota; Viridiplantae; Streptophyta; Magnoliopsida; Malpighiales; Linaceae
Source: the annotation of a GenBank genome assembly